AUGGAUUCUACUGCGCCCCACGAUGACAUCUCCGUUGGAGAUGUGUUCACCCCGCAAGCCGACAUUGCGCAGCCCUGCACGAAUAAUUCGACCAAUCAACAUGCCCCGGAUGUCCACAUGGGAGACCGGCUGUCGCCGCGCAAAGAUAUGGCCAAUUACCUAACUAAUCGAGAUGGCGACAUGAAACCACCGGCUUUGGGCCCAAACCUGCUGACCGGAAAGGCGCGCCGAAAGAAGAAGAAGAAGCAGGCAAGCCAAGCCGACCCAGCUCGAUCGACCGUACACGGCUUCACACCAUUGGCGUCGGCUGAUGAAGACUCGGAUUUCUCAACGACAAGCUCGCGCGCCCCGAAUUCUGGCAGUGCUACUCCUGUUAGACGAACCAGUCCCCGUGGUGGUCACGGAGUCAGCGCACUGAAGCUUCAACUCGAUUCACUGAGCCUUUCGAACAAACCUACUGCGGGUUCCAGUGGGCUUUGUUCCGAGACUCCUAGCAAUGCGAGUGUGUAUUCCGACAGCGACCAGACCGAGAUCUUGACGAGCUAUGAAGUGCCUCUGGACCAGGACUUUGUCAGUGCGGAAGCGGUCGACGAAGAGACGGAUAGCCCAGGGACAGCUGUGACCAUGGAUAUGCGACGCCAGAUGUGUCGCAAGAUGACUGCGCAAGACUUCGAGCCUAUUCUCUGCCUCGGCAAGGGCUCGUUUGGAACUGUGAUACUGGUGCGACACGUUAUCACCGGCAAGCUCUACGCCCAGAAGCAGUUCCGAAAAGCCUCGCUCACCGUGCACAAGAAGCUUGUGGAGCAAACCAAGACGGAGCGCACGAUCCUAGAGAGCGUCAACCGACACCCGUUUGUGGUCAAAUUGUUUUAUGCUUUCCAAGAUCAUGAGAAGCUUUACCUGAUUCUGGAGUACGCUCAGGGUGGCGAGCUGUUCACCCAUCUCGCCAUGGAACGCAUGUUUGACGAAGAUGCCACCGCCUUUUACAUGGCUGAGAUGGUGCUCGCCUUGGAGCAUCUGCACCAGAACGUUGGCGUCCUCUACCGCGAUCUCAAACCCGAGAAUUGUCUUCUGGACCGCGAGGGUCACCUGCUGCUCACCGAUUUCGGUCUGAGCAAGAUUGCUCUCAACGAUGACGAACGCUGCAAUUCUUCCCUAGGAACCAUCGAAUAUAUGGCACCGGAAGUCGUGCAAGGCAAGCCGUACGGCAAAGCUUGCGACUGGUGGUCCCUCGGUGCACUGGGCUUCGACCUCCUCACUGGCUCCCCGCCCUUCCGCGCAAACAACCACGCCAAAUUGCAAGAGAAGAUCAUCAAACAGAAACUUGUCCUUCCCUAUUUCCUUGGACCGGACGCCAAAGACCUUCUCACUCGCCUGUUGCGCAAAGAUCCAGGAAAGCGCUUGGGUUACCACAUGCCCAAGGACCUGGUCACCAUCAAGAAACACCGCUUCUUCCGCAAGAUCGACUGGGCCGCCCUUGAACGUCGUGAGGUCGAGCCUCCAAUUCGACCCAUUGUCACUGAUCCGGCUCUCGCUGAGAACUUCUCCAAGGACUUCAUCAAUCUUCCUCUCAGCCCUACAGUCGCAAAUGGGUUUGAUGAGCUCUCUGCAUCACCUUUUGCGCCUGGCCAUUCCCGGGCUUUGUCCACCGGUCUUGGUGCCUCUGGUGAUAACGAAAUGUUCGGUGGAUUCAGCUUCGUCGCUUCAAGCAGUCUGCUAGAUCAUGGAUUAGGUGUUAUGGCGGACUGA
Messenger RNA from Penicillium pulvis, 1749 nucleotides. RefSeq names its product AGC family serine/threonine-protein kinase. The record is from RefSeq and is a predicted model, not a curated record. Gene Ontology annotation, molecular function: protein serine/threonine kinase activity; ATP binding. NCBI's taxonomy places the organism in Eukaryota, Fungi, Ascomycota, Eurotiomycetes, Eurotiales, Aspergillaceae. The transcript has a single exon. Bases 1 to 1749 code for a protein of 582 amino acids. Gene Ontology annotation, biological process: protein phosphorylation.